Messenger RNA from Sebastes umbrosus (honeycomb rockfish), 2876 nucleotides. RefSeq names its product G protein-coupled receptor 183a (gene gpr183a). Gene Ontology annotation, biological process: G protein-coupled receptor signaling pathway. Gene Ontology annotation, molecular function: G protein-coupled receptor activity; oxysterol binding. Lineage: Eukaryota; Metazoa; Chordata; Actinopteri; Perciformes; Sebastidae. Bases 368 to 1513 code for a protein of 381 amino acids. The transcript has 2 exons. Gene Ontology annotation, cellular component: membrane. The record is from RefSeq and is a predicted model, not a curated record.
UUGGGUGCAAUAGGUGUUUCAAAAGUGUGUGAUGAGACAGAAAGGUUUAGCAAAUGUGAGAGAGAGGUAGAGAGACACGUGCACACACUGGCAUAGACAGACAGAGAGAGAGAGAGAGAAAGAGAGCGAGAGCUACAACAGGAUAUUUUGUCACUAUGGUUACUGGCAGCAGAUACGGAUCUUGAUUUCUGUAUGUCAUGCUGCUCACAUUCAGGACGGACAGAGUGUUUGUAGUGCUGUCAGGACAGCCCUUAUAAUUUAGAUAACCUUUGCACAAGAAGUUUCACGUCUUCUGGAUGAAUGUGACUUCAGCAAAUCGGACGGAAAAGUAUUUCAUCGGUGAGUCGCUGGUUCCUAAAAUAUCAAGAUGGGUUCUACCGCUGCACCUGUGACCCUCACCUCCCCAUCCACCAACAAUGACUCUAAUGAGACUACCUGUGACACCCUAUACGCCCACCGGGAGUACGCCAGGGUGCUCAUGCCUCUUUUCUACUGCGUCGUGUUCGUGGUGGGGCUGCUCGGUAACUGCCUCGCACUCUACGUCAUCCGCCCCAAUCUGAAGAAGAUCAACUCCACCACCUUGUACUCUCUCAACCUGGUCGUCUCCGACAUCCUCUUCACCAUCUCUCUGCCCGUGAGGAUUGUCUACUACGCUAUGGGCUUCCACUGGCCUAUGGGCGAGAUGCUGUGCAAGAUAUCGGGCCUCAUCUUCUACAUCAACACCUACGCAGGGGUCAAUUUUAUGACCUGUCUCAGCGUAGACCGUUUCAUCGCCGUGGUGCUGCCUCUUCGUUUCGGGAGAUUCAGGAAGGUCAGCAACGUGCGCUGGAUUUGCGUCGGCGUGUGGGUGCUGGUCCUGGCGCAGACCCUUCCCCUCGUGGGCAUGCCCAUGACCAACGAGGAACCCGAUGGCUUCAUCACCUGUAUGGAAUACCCCAACUUUGAGAAGGUCGACCACAUCGCCACUAUACUGAUCGGUGCCGUCUUCCUUGGUUACGUCGUGCCUGUGCUGACCAUCCUUGUGUGCUACUCCGUCUUGUGCUCCAAACUCCACCUGUCAGCCAAAUCCAACCAUUUGACGGAAAAGUCCGGCCGGAGCCAAAAGGCCAUCGGCGUGAUCUGCUGCGUGUCCCUGGUCUUCGUCGUCUGUUUCAGCCCCUAUCACAUUGACAUCCUGCAGUACAUGAUCCGCAAACUGGUGUCGAGCCCCGACUGCGCCGAUCUCACGGCCUUUCAGGUGUCGCUGCACAUCACCGUGUGUCUGAUGAACCUCAACUCCUGUUUGGAUCCUUUUAUCUACUUCUUUGCCUGUAAGGGCUACAAGAGGAAACUGUGGAAGCUGCUGAGGCUGCGGGUCAGCAUGUCCUUCUCCAGCGCAGUGAGGACGUCACCUGAAGGCUCCUCCAAGGACAUUAUAGACGGCAACAAGAUCCCACUCAACAGUACUGUAGGCUCAACCAGUGAGAGAUUCACAGAAAGAAGUUUCAACGGGAAGAGUAAAAGAGAGAACUGAAACACCAAGAAUUACACAAGAUGAAAGGACCUUUUACGCAUGGGCCUACUUAAAUCAGGACCUGUCGAGUAGCGUCUCAAACAAAUUGUUUUGAACAUUGAAAUGGACUCACUUAGCAGCUACGCAGCAUCUGGAUCCAUAGAAAUCCAGCUAUUUUGGACAAAAUUUGUUUACAUAAGGAAAGGUUUUUAAAAGGUCUCAUUCAGCACUUCCUGUGUUUACAUAUUUUCUUAUUAGUAUUAGUGAAUUUCUCAGGAAGGCGGAGAUGACUGCAGCUAAGGAAAGACAAGAGGAUACUUUCCCAUAAAGCAUGCUUGUCUCUUGCCCAUUGACUGAGCACUGAUGAGGAAGAGCAUGAAGCAGAGCAUGUUGGGAGUGGACAGUCGAGUUGACAUAAAGUCAUACCCACAUUCAAACUUCUACGGACUGGAAAAGUAGUGAAAGCUUAGCUCAUGGACAGAGUGUGAAGAUUGAAGCAGUGUGCUCACCUGAAAAAAAAUUUCUGAAAGCAACAACGUAAUAUUUGCAACCGGACAAUGACCUCACUUCUGAUCCCAUUCUCAGUGUAUUUUUCAACCUGGACUCUAUUUUCACAUGGUUUUAUGUCUAACUGACUAAUAAGGACAACAAUUUCUGAAAUUGGUCCAGUAUUGAGGGGGAGCUGUCGACGGCAGCUGCUCACAGGCUGUAAUAUGGUGCUAUUGGGGCAAGCUGGCACCAUCAUUUACAUCCAGUAAAAGUGCUUGUUUCUGCCAUGACAGACUCUGAUUGUUAUAUUAAGCAAAAGGUCAAGAAAAUGUUUUAUUUCUCUGUAGGGUCCUUUCCAUAAUGCUGUCAGACACUUAUAAUAACAAUCUGAACCUGUCAGUGGCUAAAAAAAGAACACUUUCUUUUGAACGCAACGUUACAUUGACGCUGCUUACUUGCCCUCGCAGCUUAUUUCACAGCGCUGGUUAUAGUGUUAGCCCUCAAUACUGGACCAAUUUCAGAAAUUGUUAGUUGUGUCACUUAGACACAAAAACAUGAAGUCAGACUCACAAUCUAAGGUUUUUUGCUUCAAGUUUCAGUUGAGUAGUUGUAAUAUCUCAGGAAAGUGUACAUUCAUUAUUUCAACUGCCUGCCAACUGAAUUAAUCUCAAUUGGCUGGAAAAGCACCAAAUAUUUGUCUGUCUUAACAUUCAUUUCCUUGUGAUAAAAGUGGGUGUGGUCUAUGAUUUCAUUUAAUUUAAAGGGGCCCUGUGGAGUUUUCUUGUGAACAUACAGAAGUUAUGUUUACAUUAAGUGCAUAAUGCAAUGUGUGUAUCCUUCAGGUCUAACAAAUGUGAUGAGUGCAUUUCAUUCCUCAUUAAACAUUUGCAAAGAA